Molecule: messenger RNA, 837 nt
Organism: Centruroides sculpturatus (bark scorpion)
Lineage: Eukaryota; Metazoa; Arthropoda; Arachnida; Scorpiones; Buthidae
Product: blastula protease 10-like
Exons: 7
Coding region: 1-837 (278 amino acids)
Biological process (GO): proteolysis
Molecular function (GO): zinc ion binding; metalloendopeptidase activity
Source: RefSeq, a predicted model, not a curated record
AUGUUAAGACAUCACGAUGACAAUAUUCCAUUGGCGAAUAUAUCUAUAAAACUAUUUUUAAACGAUCUUGAAGAAACAGAAGACGGAGAUAAGAUUAUUCAGGGAGAUAUCGUUGUACCAAAUAGUACCGAUUUACAUGAUUUAUUCAAAAAAUCGACAUCUAAUGUCAUAAGUUUAUGGCCUUUUGGACAAAUUUCGUAUCGUUUCCAUCACUCUGUAAACAAUGAAGUUAAGAAUAUAAUUAGAGAUGCUUUAAAAGAAUGGGAAGAAUAUACAUGCUUGAAAUUUCAUGAAAAAAUCAUAGAUUGGUGGUAUUUAAGAUUUAGAACGGAUAAAGCUGGAUGCUGGUCCUUCAUAGGUCAUCCAUUAAUGCCAUUUGAAGGGCAAGAUGUUUCUAUAGGACAAGGUUGUGCAACUGUAAGUAUAGUAAUUCACGAAGUUGGUCAUGCAAUUGGACUACAUCACGAACAAUCAAGAUUAGAUCGAGGAAAUCACAUUAAGAUUUUAUGGGAAAAUAUACCAUUAAGUAAGCACUCGCAAUUUCAUCUGACUUUAGAUUUUAAUCAUCAAGUAAAAUACGAUUUAUCGUCCAUUAUGCAUUAUUCUACUAUGGCAUUUAGUAAGAAAGCAUUCGAAAAAAAUACUAUUGUCAGUAGAAAUCCUCAUCUUCAGAGAUUAAUGGGUAGAAGUAAUAGCUUAAGUUUCCGAGAUGUAAAGCUUACAAAUAAAGUAUACAUGUGUGACUAUCGACUAAAUCACGGAAAUACAACUGGUUACAAUUCGUUCAACUCAUUCAAACCUCUAAAAGAAUCACACACGCCAUAUCAUUUACCUUAA